This is a messenger RNA of Sinocyclocheilus anshuiensis, 1483 nucleotides long. RefSeq names its product ras-related protein Rab-33B-like. Bases 1 to 453 code for a protein of 150 amino acids. Lineage: Eukaryota; Metazoa; Chordata; Actinopteri; Cypriniformes; Cyprinidae. The record is from RefSeq and is a predicted model, not a curated record. The transcript has 2 exons. Gene Ontology annotation, molecular function: GTPase activity; GTP binding.
AUGAAUCAGUUGCAGAUCUGGGACACGGCGGGACAGGAGCGCUUCAGGAAGAGUAUGGUGGAGCAUUACUACAGAAACGUCCAUGCCAUCAUCUUUGUGUAUGACGUGACCAGUCUGGCUUCAUUUGAGAGUCUGCCGGAGUGGAUUGAGGAGUGCAGCCGUCACUCAGUUCCUGCCAUGGUCCCCCGCAUCCUAGUUGGGAACAAAUGUGACUUGAGAAGAAUGAGAGAGGUGUCCACGUUUUUAGCUCAGCGACUGGCUGAUAGCUACAACUUCCCGCUUUUUGAGACGUCUGCAAGAGACCCUGUGGAAAAAGAGCAUGUAGAUGCCAUUUUCCUCACGCUGGCCUACAAGCUGAAGAAUCGCAAGCUGCUGAGACUGAAACAGCCAAGUGAGAGCAGCUUCAUACAGCUCACUGGUGAACAGGAGGAGAAUACGCCCUGUUUAUGCUAAUGCACUUUGGCCCAUACAGUUUCAUGCAAUAAAUUAGGGUGACAUUCUGAAUGAAGUUCAGAAAGAGUGAUUGGGAGAUAUACAGUACAGUAUAUGUCUAUAGGAUUUAAUUUGGUGUAUGUGCAGUUUACAAAUGACUUUGGAAGCGUAAACUAUGGAACAAUUGGACAUUAUGAGGGUUUUGUUUUGUUAAACCACAUAUUACGAAGCAAGUGAUGCCGAUAUGUCUUACUAUUAUUUAAGAGUGAUAUUAACUCUCCAGAAACACGCUCAAUGACAUGAAGAGCCUGUUAUAAUAUUUUCAGUCUGUAAUAACUUUGCAUGUUGUUUCACUGUAAUAUUUAAUGUCUAUCAUUACAAUUUCUCAUAGGUUGCUAUGGUGAAACUUCUAAAGGCAAUCUUUUAUCAGAAACACAUCGGUCCUCACCGUUAGCUUUCUGUUAUGUUUAUGGUUACAGAUCAAUUAUUAUUAUAUUUACUCUGCACUUCAUUCGAACUUUUUAAUUCGAAAGCAUAUAUUGCAUGCAAGCUCAAUCUAAACUGUGGUGUAAUGCAUUACUAAAGCUAUAACUGACUCCAUCAUGAACACUAGUGGGCGCCAUUGUCAAUGCAUUCAGAGCAUUAUGAACUACUAUGAUGAAAAUUAGAUUAAAACAAGGGAAAACACACUUUAUUAUAAACGAGAGCACUUAUAUCCUCAAUGCAUUUGUGGAACACAGUGAUAUGCAACAUAUUAGUGAUGUUUGAUGUCUUUUACAAGCAAAUCCAUGCUUCAAUAAGACCAACAUAUCUCAAAGGCUUGAUUUCAUUUUUUUUUUUUUUUUAAUCAUUUAUUUUUGGAUCGACAACCCUUUUUGUAAGCAAGAGCAUUUGGAAAACAGGGACUGUAUUGCAGUUUAAAUUGAGAUUGUAUCAUGUCUGAAGUUUGUCUCGAUUAUUCAGCAUCGUGUAUAUUUUGAGAAAAAUGUCAUUGUGUAGAUAGUUUGCAGUGACUGUCAGAUGUGUUUUGGAAGUGAAUAUGAAAAUAAAA